ACACACACACACACACGUGUGCACCCUUACAUAAAGUCGGUCGGCCAGGAGGAAUCCAGUUCAGACUGGACCAGGAGGGAAACGUCUUGACUGGUCGUAUUGUAAUGGCAUGAAUCGACUGAGUUUUUAAUCUAGCUUUGCGGAGAUCUUUAUAGAUCUCAAGCUUAUUGGUGGACCUUAUGUUUUAAUUGACUUUCUUUAUCAAAACUCCUUCAGUUUGGGAGUCCAGUUAACACUCUGACGGUUUAAUAACUUACCGGUCAGUGCUUCUCAGGCUUUGGCCAUGAGUUUUUUCGGGUAUCGCCGAGAGCUGAGUAAGUACGAGGACGUCGACGAGGAUGAGCUCUUGGCGUCGCUCAGCCCGGAGGAGUUGGCCGAGUUGGAGAAGGAGCUGGUCGACAUUGACCCUGACGCCAAUGUGCCCAUCGGUCUCAGACAGAGAGACCAGACAGACAAAACCCCAACGGGUACUUUCAGCAGAGAGGCCCUCAUGAAGUACUGGGAGAACGAGACCCGUAAACUUUUGGAAAACGAGAUAGCAGGAGGGAGCCCCAAACUGGAUGACGAACAAGAAGACGAGUGUCUGACAGAAGAAAGCAGCGAAGAGGAGGAAGAAAAAAAUGACGAGAGCGAAAAGGAAAGUAAAAGGUCAGAAAAUUCAAAGGGGGAGGAUCACAAAGAGGAAGACAGUGAAGAAGAAGAAGAAGAAGAGGAAGAAGAAAGUGAGGAAGAGGAGCCUGUAACAGAAGAAGAUGACGCUGAAACGGAUGAAGACAAACAAGACAAUGUAGCAAAACCUGAACCCUUGAGAGACUCAGUGGAUGCGGUCAGACCGACACUACUGAGGCCUCAGAGGGCGGAGCCUAUGAGGCUGACUCCGCCCCCUCCACCAGUGGACCUAAACAGUGGAAACCCUACAGUUGUUGAUGACGCGUUGCAGCGAGUUCUUAACGACGACUCCGAACUCACUGAGGUGAAUCUGAACAACAUUGAUGACAUCACACAGGAAACUCUAAUUCGAUUUGCUGAAGCGCUAAGAGCCAACACCCACGUGCGAAUCUUCAGUCUUGCGAACACGCGGGCCGACGACCACGUCGCUCUGGCCAUCGCUAAGAUGUUGAAGGAGAACGCAUCCAUCACCAGCCUGAACAUCGAGUCCAACUACGUGAGCGGGAAGGGAGUGAUGGCGCUGGUCCAAGCACUUCCAGGCAACAACACCCUGACCGAGCUCCGCUUUCACAACCAGAGGCACAUGUGUGGAGGACAGGUGGAGAUGGAGAUGGUGAAGAUCCUGAGGGAAAACCACACUUUGAUCAAGCUCGGCUACCAGUUCAACCUCCCUGGUCCCAGGAUGAGCAUGACUGGGAUACUGACCAGGAACCAGGACCGUCAGAGGCAGAGACGGCUGCAGGAGCAACGGCAGCAGCAACAAGACGGAGCUGUGAACUCAAGAACCUCUGCGCUGAGAGGAACACCCAGUUCGUCGCCCUACACUUCGCCCAGAGCCUCACCUUGGUCCUCACCCAAACUAACGGCUAAAAAACAGACUCCGCCGCCUCCCCCUCCUCCUCCACCUCCGCCUCCGCCUCCUCCACCGCCUCCUCCUCCGCUUCUCCCGCUGCAACAGGAGAAGAAGAGGCCCACGCGGAUGAUCGCGGAGGUCAUCAAGGCCCACGAGGCGGGCAGCAAGAAGGUCACCAAAGCCAAAGGGAAGAAGGGCAAGAAGAGCAAGGCGAAGGAGACGAAGGGGGAGACGGGCUGCAUCCUGAAGGAGCUCAAGAACGCCCUGAGGCCUGUGUCGGCCGAGAGGAGGGCGGAGGAGGGCGGCAGCAGGCCAUCCACGCCGAUGAGGUCCGCCCACGAUCAGCUAAUGGAGUCCAUCCGCAGCAGCAGCCUCAGGAACCUCAGACGGGUGGAAGUUCCACAUCAUCUACGAUAAGGAACAAAGAGAUCGGGCCCUGCGGGAUAAUGGCGGCGACGAUGACGACGGCGAUGGAGACAAAUUGGAUUUCUUACUCGGAAAAAACGGGAAGGUGUACUGGAAAUUUGUACUCAAAAUUCGGAACUAUUUUUUGAUAUUUAAAGAUACAGUCCCCCCCCCCCCAUACCCUUUUGCAAAAAUUAAUUCCUAAUUGUGUCAGAUCAUCUAACAAAUUUUAAGAUCAAACACAAGUAUCAAGUAUCCUGAGUAAAUACAGAAUGCAGUUUCCAA
Molecule: messenger RNA, 2212 nt
Organism: Poecilia latipinna (sailfin molly)
Lineage: Eukaryota; Metazoa; Chordata; Actinopteri; Cyprinodontiformes; Poeciliidae
Gene: lmod2b
Product: leiomodin 2 (cardiac) b
Exons: 6
Coding region: 284-1939 (551 amino acids)
Biological process (GO): actin filament organization; pointed-end actin filament capping; muscle contraction
Cellular component (GO): striated muscle thin filament; cytoskeleton; myofibril
Molecular function (GO): tropomyosin binding
Source: RefSeq, a predicted model, not a curated record